Colletotrichum karsti is the source of this 642-nucleotide messenger RNA. Its product is annotated as hd domain containing protein. The transcript has a single exon. The coding region runs from base 1 to 642 and encodes 213 amino acids. Lineage: Eukaryota; Fungi; Ascomycota; Sordariomycetes; Glomerellales; Glomerellaceae. The record is from RefSeq and is a predicted model, not a curated record.
AUGGGAUCUGCAUCUCUUAUCAACGACGAACUCGUUGCCAAGGUCACCGAGUACGUCGAGGCCUACAUGGCCAAGUACGAUGCCUCUCACGACUUCAACCAUAUCAGGCGCGUCCUCUCGCUCGCUCACCAGAUCCACGCCCAGUCCCCCGCCACGCCAGCCCUGGACAAGCAAACCGUUACCCUCGCCGCCCUGCUCCAUGACGUCGGAGACCGCAAGUACCUGAAGCCCGGCGAAGACGCAUCAACCCUAGUUUCCACGGUUCUCCAGUCUCUCGGAGCCGAUCCGCAACUCGCUGCUCGCGUACAAACCAUCUGCCUCGGCGUCAGCUACUCCAGUGAGGUCAAGGACCCGGCCCGCGUCCAGAGCCUCAUUGCCGAGUACCCGGAGCUGGCCGUCGUUCAAGACGCCGACCGUCUGGACGCCAUCGGCGCCGUCGGCGUCGGCCGCUGCUUCACGUUCGGCGGCGCCAAGAGCGCAAGGAGUAUGGACGACUGUAUCCUGCACUUUGAGGAGAAGCUGGUCAAGCUCGAGGGCAUGAUGAAGACGGAUGCUGGACGGGAGAUGGCGCGAGAGCGGACGAAGAGGAUCCUGACCUUUAUGGACUGGUGGAAGGACGAGGCGGGCCCGGUCAGCGCAUGA